Messenger RNA from Ylistrum balloti, 1082 nucleotides. Its product is annotated as aminoacyl tRNA synthase complex-interacting multifunctional protein 1-like. NCBI's taxonomy places the organism in Eukaryota, Metazoa, Mollusca, Bivalvia, Pectinida, Pectinidae. Gene Ontology annotation, molecular function: tRNA binding. The record is from RefSeq and is a predicted model, not a curated record. The transcript is spliced from 7 exons. The coding region runs from base 49 to 1011 and encodes 320 amino acids.
CUGAAAACGUGGUUUUUCCCGAGGUAAUUUUGGGAGGUUAUUGAUUUCAUGAGUUUCAUUGCAAGGAUGGCUUCUGCAUCAGUUUUGAGGAGACUAACACAACGAGCUGAUGAAGCAGAGAAAAUAAUCACUGAAUUGAAAGCCACCAUAGAACUUUUGAAAGAUAAGGCUGCUGUGGUUGAAAGUAAACCUGAGGAAGAAAGACUGCGUCAGGAAAAUGCCAAUUUGAGAACAGAAAUAGAUGCUUUGAAAAUCCAGCUUGUUCUUACAGAAGUAAGAAAUGGAGUUAAACAGGUAGCCCUGCCUUCCCAGGAAGCUAUUGCCAGGUGUGUGGAUAAGUCUAGAUCCCAGGUGACGUCCUCAGCACCUGUUGUUGAUAAGAAAGUGGAAGUAGUCCAGAAAACAGAUGAUGUCAAGGAUCAACAGAAAUCGAAGAAAAAGGGCAAGGAUGCUGUCAAUUCUGAAGCCAAGCCUAAAAAGGGAAAGGUAGCUAACGCUGGUCCUGUCGAGCCAGAGAAGAUGGACGUGUCUCGACUUGACCUCCGCGUAGGAAAAAUUGUGGAGGUAGAGAAACACCCAGACGCUGACACACUGUACAUAGAAAAAGUAGAUGUUGGCGAGGAGCAACCACGAACUGUUGUCUCAGGGCUGGUCAAGCAUGUUUCCCUGGAGGAGAUGAAAGGUCGAGUGGCUGUGUUUAUGCUGAACCUGAAACCUGCCAAGAUGAGGGGUGUGUUGUCCCAGGCUAUGAUUAUGUGUGCCAGUAGUCCUGAGAAAGUGGAGAUCCUCAUUGUACCAAAAGGGGCACAGAUAGGGGACAAGGUGGUAGUCGAAGGUUACUCAGGUGAACCAGAUGCGGUGUUGAACCCAAAGAAAAAGGUUUGGGAGACCUUGAAGCCAGACUUGAGAACCAAUAGUGAUGGUGUGGCUACAUGGAAAAGCGCCCCAUUAAAAGUUGAAGGAAAGGGUCUAAUUGUAGCCCCAUCAUUGCGUGAUGUGCAGAUCCAGUAAAAUUUGUAAAAAAAACAACACCUUUCAUAGGAUCAUUAAAAUAAAAUUGAAUAAAACCAUCAAAUGGUCAA